Molecule: messenger RNA, 1075 nt
Organism: Caenorhabditis sp. 36 PRJEB53466
Lineage: Eukaryota; Metazoa; Nematoda; Chromadorea; Rhabditida; Rhabditidae
Source: the annotation of a GenBank genome assembly
AUGGAUCAACCUGUCGGAGACGGCGCAGAUGGCAGUCUCGGAAGUGUCGGGCGGUUCCACUCCACUUAUGGAAAGAAAGAAUCCGCUGACGGACCGCGUCAACAUGGAGCUGACGAUGUUGAAGAAUCUGACGACGUUGAAGGAUCUUCGGAAGGCGAAGAGGCCUCAAGAAACCUCCCGCUCUUGAUGCAAGCAGUGACUGUCGCUUUUCGAAGUGUCAGUCACUAGGAUCUGAUAGAGUAGGAGGGAGGCGCAUUCCGCCGAGCACUUUGUGAGUUUACGCUUUUUUUAAAUGUAAUUGCCCUUUUGGACAAGAAAAAUUUUUUUCAAGUGAUUUUUGUGUAAAAUGAAUGAUUUUUAGGUGACCCGCCUGUCAACCCUCCUCCAAACAGCCGCCCUGGAACUCUCACGCUGGAGAGCCGGCGAAUCAUUGUCCGAAUUGGAAUGGAUCAACCUGUCGGAGACAGCGCAGAUGGCAGUCUCGGAAGUGUCGGGCGGUUCCACUCCACUUAUGGAAAGAAAGAAUCCGCUGACGGACCGCGUCAACAUGGAGCUGACGAUGUUGAAGAAUCUGACGACGUUGAAGGAUCUUCGGAAGGCGAAGAGGCCUCAAGAAACCUCCCGCUCUUGAUGCAAGCAGUGACUGUCGCUUUUCGAAGUGUCAGUCACUAGGAUCUGAUAGAGUAGGAGGGAGGCGCAUUCCGCCGAGCACUUUGUGAGUUUACGCUUUUUUUAAAUGUAAUUGCCCUUUUGGACAAGAAAAAUUUUUUUCAAGUGAUUUUUGUGUAAAAUGAAUGAUUUUUAGGUGACCCGCCUGUCAACCCUCCUCCAAACAGCCGCCCUGGAACUCUCACGCUGGAGAGCCGGCGAAUCAUUGUCCGAAUUGGAAUGGAUCAACCUGUCGGAGACGGCGCAGAUGGCAGUCUCGGAAGUGUCGGGCGGUUCCACUCCACUUAUGGAAAGAAAGAAUCCGCUGACGGACCGCGUCAACAUGGAGCUGACGAUGUUGAAUAAUCUGACGACGUUGAAGGAUCUUUGGAAGGCGAAGAGGCCUCAAGAAACCUCCCGCUCUUGA